This is a messenger RNA of Mugil cephalus (flathead mullet), 3552 nucleotides long. Its product is annotated as WD repeat domain phosphoinositide-interacting protein 1-like. Gene Ontology annotation, molecular function: phosphatidylinositol-3,5-bisphosphate binding; protein binding; phosphatidylinositol-3-phosphate binding. Lineage: Eukaryota; Metazoa; Chordata; Actinopteri; Mugiliformes; Mugilidae. The record is from RefSeq and is a predicted model, not a curated record. Gene Ontology annotation, biological process: protein localization to phagophore assembly site; nucleophagy; autophagy of mitochondrion. Gene Ontology annotation, cellular component: phagophore assembly site membrane; extrinsic component of membrane; cytosol. The transcript is spliced from 12 exons. The coding region runs from base 406 to 1743 and encodes 445 amino acids.
AUUAAAAUGAUGAAGAGGUGGGGCUUGAUUUGUUGCAGUCAGCCAAUGGCGUUGCACCUCACAGUGACGCAUCCUCCCAUCAGCUGUUUUUGUUUUGCUGGGGUGAACGCUGGAAGUUAAUAACAUAAUAAUAACAACGGUGUCGACUGACCGAAGUGAAACGGCUGCUGAGGGAAGUGCUGCCGCAGAUCUUUCAUCCUGUUUGACGUCGGGAUAGUAAUACACCGGGCGUUAUGAUGUGUGCCAUCUGAGCCAGCCAGCCCGGACAUUCCUCUCCCUGAAGAGUGUGAGCGUGGCGCUUGGAGUCGGGGAGUAGAGGAGGGGAAGCGGGCUCCGGCGGGGAUCGACCCGUGUCCAAGGCCUCCGACCUCCACCGGGAAGAGGAGAGGGAAUUUGGCAGCUCGGAUGGAGUCCCAAGAUGUGCCGGACGACCCCGGGGUGCACCGAGGUUUCAUCUGUGCCUCGUUUAACCAGGACACCACCUCUCUGUCAGUGGGCACCAAGACCGGCUAUCGUCUCUUCUCUGUAACUGCUGUGGACAAAUUAGACUGCAUCCACGAGGGAGUGGAGUGUCCAGAUGUCUAUAUAGUGGAGCGACUGUUCUCCAGCAGCCUGGUAGUGGUGGUCAGUCUGUCCAUGCCUCGGCGAAUGAACGUCUAUCAUUUCAAGAAAGGUACAGAAAUCUGCAACUACAGCUACAGCAACAACAUCCUCUCCGUCAGGCUCAACAGGCAGCGGCUCGUGGUGUGCCUGGAAGAGUCCAUCUACAUUCACAACAUCAAAGACAUGAAGCUACUCAAGACCCUGCUCAACACACCCACCAACCCCUCAGGUCUCUGUGCACUUUCCGUCAAUCACGGUAACUCCUACCUUGCGUACCCUGGGAGCGCCACCAUCGGAGAGAUCACGGUCUACGAUGCCAACAACCUGAGCACCGUGACCCUGAUCCAGGCCCACGACAGUCCCCUGGCAGCCCUCACAUUCAACGCCUCCGGUACUAAACUGGCCAGUGCAUCGGAGAAGGGUACAGUUAUCAGAGUCUUCAGCAUUCCUGAAGGACAGAAGCUGUUUGAAUUCCGGCGAGGGAUGAAGAGAUAUGUUAGCAUCAGCUCGUUGUCCUUCAGUGCUGAUGCACAGUUCCUGUGUGCCUCAAGCAACACUGAGACCGUCCAUAUCUUUAAACUGGAGCAACACAGUCCCAGUAGAGAGGAAGAGUCCCCGACAUGGUCAGCGUACGUGGGCAAAAUGUUCACAGCAGCCAGUACCUACUUGCCCACACAGGUGUCUGACAUGAUGCAUCAGGACAGAGCCUUCGCCACUGUACGUCUCAACAUGUUUGGCUUGAAGAACAUCUGCGCGCUGGCUACGAUUCAGAAGCUUCCUCGCUUGCUUGUGGCGUCCUCAGACGGCCAUCUUUACAUCUAUAAUGUGGAUCCACAGGAUGGAGGCGAGUGUGUCCUGGUCCAAAAACACAGGCUCUUUGACUACAGUGAGGAGCAGGUGGAACAGAAGGAAGAUGAGAACCCAGAGGAUGUUCCUCCGCAGCCACAGCCGGCCAGCCAAUCAUAUGCUGCCACUGUGGCUCUCCCUUCAACUCCACCUUCCUCUGCCACUCUCAUGGGAUAUUCUGAAGAUGGAGGAGCCCAAAAGGGCGAAGUAAUCCCAGAGCAUGAAUUUGCAGAGGGCCCCGUUUGUCUGGAUGACGAGAAAGAGUUUCCUCCAGUCGGCAACCAGAGUAACUGACCAAACCCCCCCCCAAAAAACCAAUCUGCCCCUGCACAAAAAUCAGACCAACUUGUUGCAAGCAGGGAGGAUGGACAAAAAAUAUUCCUGUGGUGUUGAGACAUUGUGGCACCUCCAACCUACCACAAGUUCCUCUGCUGACGUAGGGUCAGAUCUUAUAGGGUUAUUACUUCCUGUUGUUCCUGUAUUCUGAGACUCUCUAAGUUUUUAAAGGGAAUAUAGAAAAAAAAAAACACUACAGAUGAUCCACUCAUCUUAACAAAGCAUCUUCAGAACAUUUUCAGAACAUUUUCAUUAAGACUAGACACAUUCGAAAGCUGUCUGAAGAGUCGAAUCUACUGUGAACUCCUGUGUAAUGCCAUUAACGACAGUGUUAAACACUUAGUAAGUAACCAGUGCGCACAGCAAGAAAUACUGACGAUACACAAUUACAUUAUCAUUGAACACAGGUGCUGCUGUUGGAGAAUACUAUGUCCCAACAAAAUAUUGUGAUGGUAGCUACCAAAUGAGGAUGCAAGUAUUAUGAACAGAAUGACAAUACUAGAUUGGAUUAGAUUUCACUAAUUGUAGCAGCUUCGUUCGAAGCCAAGUGCAAUGUAAAAAUGGCCUAAUAACAUCUGUCUAAAUCUGACCAUCUUAAUCACAUUUGCUGUCACAAGUCUUAGGAUUUAGGAUCUUAAAUGUAUAAUAUGCAGAGAUUUCAUGAAAACUUAGAUUCAUGCGAAAGUCAUCAUUCUCAGUCAUCCCUUGUGACACAUUAGAAGAGUGUGGAAGUUUAUUUAUCUCUGGAGACACUCCCUUGGGGGCAGUAUUUUCUUCGUGUUUUGCUGCGUUUGGGACAUUUUGGGGAUGCAACUUUUGGAAAGUGGGUGGGCACUGGGCUGAGAGAGUGCUACAUUCACACAAAAUCCAACAAUGUGGCCUUCCUGCAGGGUUGUGUGUUUUAGAGCCUAAAUGGAGUGAAACCGACAAAAAAUAAUGGCACAUUUCUCUGUUUUGUUCUGACGCUGCUCCCUCUCUUCAUUCACUCUGUAGAUGACGCUGCUCUCUCUCUGCUCGUUGAGCCGGGGGAGGAGGGGCCAAGUUUGAAUGUUGUGUUUACAAACGGUAACCAACAAAUACUACGUAUUAAACCUUAAAGAUCUAUCAUUAGGGGGGGUUCCCCAGGACUUUUGGAGCUUAUCAGUGGGCAUUAAAUGUGUCAUACCUCAAGAGAGAAGCAGUAGUUCACUCAAGAAGGUAAAAGAUGUUGUGUGAUACACUAUUUAAAUCAUGAUACAUGCCGCUAGUAUCAUAUGACUCGCAGAUGCAGCUGUGAUACUAAUUAUGGUAGCAAUAGACGAGACUGAAAACUUGCAGAGUCACAAAUGUAACCUAAUAAUAUAUUUGGAAGAGUGGGCUCAACAGCUAAAUGUUAUAAGCCUGGAGACGAGCUGUACAUGACAAAGUUACAGGUCCUUCAAUUUCAGCGAUACCCUGAAGACCCUUUUAUUUACUACAUGAUGCUGAAUAUGUUAACAUGCAAGUCAUAGUUAUUUUUACAUUGAUGUAUUAAAUAUUCUUUUGCAAAUUGUUUAAAGUAUUACACAUCAACACAUAGACUUACCAUGCGUAAAUAUAAAGUAAGGAUUUCUACUGUGUGUAUAAUGUAUAUAUAACAUUUCUAUAUAGUACUGUUGUAAUAAGUAACAUAGUAAUACCAUAUGAUUUGCCAAAAGAUGGCGCUGUUAGGACACCCUUGAGCUGCAAUGAGCUGUUCAGUACUGGACAUUUACACCAGAAACUCAUUAAACCAGAGAAAUGACUCAA